UUCCGUUAUCUUCUCUGCAGGGGUUUAGGGUUUUGUUCCUCCGUCUCCUCUCAUUUGGACGAGAGAGGGAAAAUCAAUGGCUGCGGAAACCGGAAGCCAUGGCCAACCUCACAAAGCUCACCGGUCGCGGCAGGCCGGGCCGUCUGCGAAGAAGAAGAAGAAGGGCGGUUCCAAGUCCGACAAGGAGAACCUCUCCGAGGAGCAGAGGCGGCAGCAGAACCCCAAGGCAUUCGCCUUCAAUUCCUCCGUCAAGGCCAAGCGGCUGCAGUCUCGCUCCGUCGAGAAGGAGCAGCGCCGCCUCCACGUCCCAACCAUCGACCGCACCUAUGGCGAGCCUGCCCCGUACGUCGUCCUUGUUCAUGGACCCCCCAAGGUUGGGAAGUCACUUCUGAUAAGGUCCCUCGUGAAGCACUACACUAAGCAUAACUUGCCGGAAGUUCGAGGACCCAUUACCAUUGUGUCUGGCAAGCAAAGGCGGGUGCAAUUUGUGGAGUGCCCAAAUGAUAUCAAUGGCAUGAUUGAUGCCGCCAAGUUCGCCGAUCUAGCGUUACUGCUUAUUGACGGAAGUUAUGGCUUUGAAAUGGAAACAUUUGAAUUUCUCAACAUUCUGGACACUCAUGGGCGCCCAAAUCUCAUGGGUGUCCUUACUCACCUUGAUAAGUUUAAGGAUCCGAAGAAACUUAAGAAAACAAAGCAGCGACUCAAGCAUCGUUUCUGGACUGAGACUUAUCAGGGAUCAAAACUGUUUUACUUGUCUGGUCUAAUUCAUGGAAAGUACCUUAAACGCGAAGUUCACAAUCUUGCGCGGUUCAUUUCUGUUAUGAAAUUCCGUCCUUCGUCUUGGAGAAGUGCUCAUCCAUAUAUUCUAGCUGAUCGUUUUGAAGAUGUCACUCCUCCUGAAAGAGUGCAGCAAAAUAGCAAAUGCGACAGAAAUGUUACUCUUUAUGGUUAUUUACGGGGCUGCAAUUUGAAAAGGGGCGCAACGGUGCAUAUUGCUGGAGUUGGAGAUUAUAGUUUAGCUGGGGUGACAAGCUUAGCUGAUCCUUGUCCUUUGCCAUCAGCAGCCAAAAAGAAGGGACUCCGAGAAAAGGAAAAGUUAUUUUAUGCACCUAUGUCUGGAGUUGGUGACCUCCUCUAUGACAAGGAUGCUGUCUACAUCAAUAUUAAUGAUCACUUUGUUCAGUUUUCAAAAACUGAUGAGGAAAAUGGGGAAGUCAAUCGAAAAGGAAAGGAACCAGAUGUGGGUGAGGUUUUGGUGAGGUCACUCCAGAACACAAAAUAUUCAGUUGAUGAAAAGCUAGAGAAGAGUUUUAUUGACCUAUUCGGACGGAAACCUGAUGUCUUCUCGAAAGCUAAUGGGGAAGCAAAGGAUAUGCAGCAAGCUGUGGCUCAGGGUCAUGAAAUGGAGCCUCUAGGUUAUCUAAAAUCCGGAGAAGAUUCUUUAUCUGGUGAGACUGAUGCUGAGAAUGUGGAUGGUUCAGAAUCUUCUGAUCAGGAUGAAUAUGAUAAUGCCAACGAAUCAAUGAAACAAACCUUUAUUAAAGAUGGCUUUACAGAACAUGUUGAGUUUCAUGGGGGAAGGAUGAGGAGGAAAGCUAUUUUCGGAGGUGAUGCUGAUUAUGGGGACUUAGAUGCAGAUUCCGAUGGAGAGAAUGAAGAUGACAAUAAUGAGGAUGAUGUUCCCGGAGAUGAUGAAGAUCUUAGUGAUGAGGAUAAUAAGUCAUCUGAUUCUGACGUUUUAGAUGAUGAUGAUGAUGAUGUAGGGGAUAAUGAAGAGGAUAUGGGUAAUGUUUCAAAGUGGAAAGAAUUUUUGGUGGAGAGGACAGUCUCAAGGCAACAUAGGAAUCUUAUGCAUGUUAUCUAUGGGACAACUGCUGCAGUAUCAACUUCUGUAAAUGAAGGACAGGAAGAUGCAGACAGCGAGGAAGAGGAAUUUUUCAAGCCAAAGGGAGAAGGAAGAAAGAAUGUGAGAGAAGAUUUAGCUGCUGAAGACAUUAACAGAGAAGACUGUUCAAAGUUUGUUGGAAGCCUGAAAAAGUGGGAAGAUGAAGAGGCUGUUGAAAGUAUUCGUGACCGUUUUGUUACUGGAGAUUGGUCAAAGGGUGCUUUCAGAAAUCAAAUGUCAGAGGAUAACCAAGAAGUUGAUGAUGAUGUUUUUGGUGACUUCGAAGAUUUGGAAACUGGAGAGAAGUAUGGAGAUGACCAAGCGGAGGAAUCUGAAAAAAAGGCUAUGCAAAUGGAGGAUGAUGCAGUGAUUGAGGAGAGGAGGCUGAAAAAACUUGCUCUUCGGGCAAAGUUUGAUUCUCUCUAUGAUGGAGAAGCACCAGAAGAGGAUGAUGAUGACAAACAGGUUGGAGAAUUUCACCACAGUAAAGCACAUGAAGGUGGCUAUUUUGACAAGUUAAAGGAGGAGAUUGAACUUCGGAAGCAGAUGAACAUAGCAGAGCUUAACGACUUGGAUGAGACGACUCGGAUAGAGAUAGAGGGUUUCCGAACAGGGACCUACUUGAGGCUGGAGAUUCAUGAUGUUCCUUAUGAGAUGGUUGAACAUUUUGAUCCCUGCCACCCUGUACUGGUUGGUGGAGUUGGUUAUGGCGAGGAGAGUACUGGCUACAUGCAGGCAAGGUUAAAGAAGCACAGGUGGCACAAGAAAGUUCUGAAGACCAGAGAUCCCAUAAUUGUCUCCAUUGGUUGGAGGCGUUACCAGACAAUACCAAUUUAUGCUAUUGAGGAUCGCAAUGGAAGGAAUCGCAUGCUGAAAUACACACCAGAGCAUAUGCAUUGUCUUGCCAUGUUCUGGGGUCCGCUUGCACCACCCAAUACUGGGGUUAUUGCGGUCCAAAGCUUAUCAAACAAUCAGGCAGCAUUUCGAAUAACAGCAACUGCAGUGAUUCUUGAAUUUAACCAUGCGGCACGGAUAAUGAAGAAAAUAAAGCUGGUCGGUUACCCUUGCAAGAUUUUCAAGAAGACUGCCCUUGUAAAGGAUAUGUUUACUUCAGAUCUUGAGAUUGCAAGGUUUGAAGGUGCAGCAGUUCGAACUGUGAGUGGGAUUCGUGGGCAGGUGAAAAAGGCAGCAAAAGAGGAAGUUGGUAAUCAGCCAAAAAAGAAAGGAGGACAACUCCGAGAAGGGAUUGCGAGGUGUACCUUUGAGGACAAGAUUCUCAUGAGUGAUAUUGUCUUUCUUCGCGCAUGGACCCAAGUCGAAGUCCCUCGCUUCUAUAAUCCAUUGACUACAGCCUUGCAGCCUCGUUCUCUGACAUGGCAAGGAAUGAAAACCAUUGCCGAACUUAGGAGAGAAAACAACAUCCCGAUUCCCAUAAACAAGGAUUCUCUCUACAAGCCAAUUGAGAGGAAGUCGAGGAAAUUCAACCCAGUGGUGAUUCCUAAAUCACUGCAAGCAGCUCUACCAUUUGCAUCGAAGCCCAAGAAUGUCCCCAGCAGGAAGCAGCCACUUCUCGAGAAUAAAAGAGCCGUUGUUAUGGAGCCACAUGAGCGAAAAGUCCAUGCUUUUGUACAACACCUGCAACUGAUUAGACACGAGAAGAUGAAGAAGCGGAAGCUCAAGGAGGAGCAAAAGAGGAAGGAGCUCGAAGCAGAGAGGGCGAAGGACGAGCAGAUAUCGAGAAAGCGCAAGAGAGAGGAGCGGCGCGAGAGAUACAGGGAGCAAGAGAAGCGGAAGAAGAUACCUCGGAAUAAAUCACACUAAUGAAUUGUUUUGUCUAUUACCUCCAUCAAUAUUGCCUGCAUCAGGAUGUGCCUUUUGCUGCUGAAAUCUUUUCCAGUAGAAAAUCGGAUCGGAGGAGCGUUACCCGGAGUUUCUGCAAUAACCGUCAUAUUGAUGUAUUUAUCUCCCUGAAUGCCUCCUGACCUGUUCGAGAACCCUUCGAUGCUUCACUCAGUACUUUUUUACAUGUGAAUAUUUUUUGACCUGUUGAAACUGAAAAGCCUGACUUGAUUACAGGCGAGUCGGAGAGAAACCCUCGGUGCUCCUACUCGUGCUUCAAGGCGGGAAAAUGUUUUGAUCACUUCUGAGGGAACUGGGAGUAACUGUGACUUAUAAGCUAAGAUGGGAUGUCUAUGGAGAUCUCUAAUAUUGUAGCAACUCUGUUUUACGCAAACAUUGACUCCUCGUAGCUGUCGCGUUAUCGAAAUUGAUAGCAAUUUCAUUUGUAUCUCAAGAUUUUCUUCAUCACCUUAUCAACGCCAUUUAUUGGCCAUCCAUCUUCGGAUUCGUAGUUCUUUCGAAUC
Messenger RNA from Punica granatum (pomegranate), 4248 nucleotides. The record is from RefSeq and is a predicted model, not a curated record. Lineage: Eukaryota; Viridiplantae; Streptophyta; Magnoliopsida; Myrtales; Lythraceae.